Messenger RNA from Hemibagrus wyckioides, 2231 nucleotides. Its product is annotated as zinc-binding protein A33-like. The record is from RefSeq and is a predicted model, not a curated record. The transcript has 6 exons. Gene Ontology annotation, molecular function: zinc ion binding; protein binding. The coding region runs from base 236 to 1720 and encodes 494 amino acids. Lineage: Eukaryota; Metazoa; Chordata; Actinopteri; Siluriformes; Bagridae.
GUAGCAUCCAUGUCCGUGUGUGCUUGAUGCAUCUGACCUGGGGUGAGAUUUCCCACAUCUCUGUGGGAUAGGCUUUGAUAAUUAAGCCAUGAACCAGGAACUGAAAGCAAAACCAUGCACACAGUAAUCAGUUCUCGAAAGAGGUGGGCGUUCCAGUGCGUAGAAAAAGUAUGAACAAGAAACUGAAACUUUUGUUUCUGAAGAAGCGAAACAGUUUGUUGAUGUUCUUCUCGCUAUGGCGUCCAAACGCUCCUUCUCUGAGGACGACUUCACGUGCCCCGUGUGCUGUGAUGUCUUUAAGGAGCCCGUGCUCCUGUCCUGCGGUCACAGCGCGUGCAGCAGCUGCGUCCAUCGGUACUGGGAAACAAAAGGCUGCCGAGAGUGUCCGCUUUGCAGGAAACGGUCCAGUAGAAACCCGCCUGUAAACCUGGCUCUGAAAAACUUGUGUCAGACUUUCUUAAAGGUCCGAUGCGAUUCCGAGAUCCUCUGCGACAUCCACGGAGAGGAGCUGAAACUCGUGUGUGUGGAGGACAGGCAGCUCGCGUGCUUGGUGUGCAAAUAUUCCAGAAAACACCUACAACACCGAGUCAUCUCUGUCGACGAAGCAGCAGCACAUCUUAAGCAAAGACUCACGCGUGAUAUGAAUGCACUGGAGUUUAAAAUGAAGACCCUUGAGGAUGUCCAGUUUCAUUGCGAUCAAAAUAUAGAUCACAUAAAGCAACAGGCUGAGUACAUAAAGAAUCGGAUUAAUGUGGAGAUUCAGGAGCUUGUGCAGUUUCUGAUGGAGGAAAAGGAAGACACGAUGAGCAAACUGGACAUGGAGGUACGGCAGAAAUUGCAGACGACGGAAAACAGAAUAAAAAACAACAAACAAACGACACGGGUCAUCUCAAGCGCUAUUGGACGAAUAAAAGGGGAAUUAAAAUCUGAAAACAUCAGAUUGGUAAAGAACAGGCUUAAGAACAAUCCAACAAAUCAGGACAGAGAUUCAAAUUGUAAUGUGACUUCAGGAGGAACAACCAAAGCUACAACGAAACCUGAUGAUCCAAAGAUGGUUUCAAAAGAUGUGAUUGAUGUUGCAAAGUACCUCGGCAAUCUACAGUUCAGACUCUGGAACAAAAUGCAGACUGUCGUUAAAUACACUCCUGUUAUUUUGGACCCAAACACGGCUCACUCACAGCUCGUCCUGUCUCCAGAUCUGACCAGCGUGAGAGACAGUGAUGACGACCAUGAAAACAAGGAUGACAAACCCAGACCACCAGUUCUGGACACUCCUGAAAGGUUUAGGAGUUUGUGUGUGCUGGGUUCUGAGGGCUUUUCUUCAGGGCUGCACUGUUGGGAUGUUGAUGUGGGAAACAGCACCUUCUGGAUGCUCGGAGUGACCACUGAGUCUGUACAGAGAAAAGAACCCAAUGUUUUUCCCAGUGGAAUUUGGGGCAUUGGGUAUGAUGGUCAAAAUCUGUCUGCUCGGUCCCCUUACGGAGUGUACACUCCUCUCACUUUGGCUGCCAAACAGCAGGUGAUCAGAAUCCGUCUGGACAUGGAUUCGGAGGAGCUGUGGUUCAUAGAUCCUGGCAGUAAUGCAGUUAUCCACAUGUUUUCACACCAAUUCACUGAAAAGGUCUUUCCAUUCUUCCACAGCAUGUGUAGUUUGUCUCCUCUGAAAAUCCUGCCUUUCCAGCAUCUUGUGGUACUGCGAAAUGUCUUUAAAUGCUCAUGAUUCUACAAAUGGCUCAUGAGAAGUGGAACAACAACAUGUAGUGAUAUAGAGAAUGUGGAGUAAACUGUGAUUCAAAUAAAUACCUCCUGUAGUUUCGUCAUGGAAAUAUAUGACAGGAUAUAUUGCAUCAGACUUAAGGCUGUUUCACUUAAAACAUGUGUCUUAUAUGUCUUGUGAUUUAUUACAUUCUAAAAUUGCAUUUUAAACUGUUUGUGUUAUUAGUCAUCAAUGAGCUCAGGCAGUGUAGUUCCUGGUGCUUUCCUAGCUUACCCAGGGUGGAGGUUUUUCCAUUUUUGCAUCUCAAUCACCAGCUCUUGUAGAGUCUAAAGCAAACCUACAUCCAACAAACUAAAACACUAUCUAAAACAGUUAUGUCACAAUGCAGGAGGCUUACAUCAGUCAUUUAUCCACACUAUAACAUUUACUAUAUAUGAGACAUACAUAAAACUGUUAUAAUGGCUAUACAAUCAAAUAGAAUUAUUUUAUUUACUAAACCUUACCGUUUAAUAAA